Molecule: messenger RNA, 2367 nt
Organism: Dioscorea cayenensis subsp. rotundata (Guinea yam)
Lineage: Eukaryota; Viridiplantae; Streptophyta; Magnoliopsida; Dioscoreales; Dioscoreaceae
Product: protein FAR1-RELATED SEQUENCE 5-like
Exons: 4
Coding region: 1-2367 (788 amino acids)
Biological process (GO): regulation of DNA-templated transcription
Molecular function (GO): zinc ion binding
Source: RefSeq, a predicted model, not a curated record
AUGGAACCGAAUGGCUUAGAUCUUUUACUCUCUAUUAAUCCUAUUGAUGUUGUUGGAAGCUCGGUGGUGGCAAACUCGGUACCACAAAUCUUGGUAGAGGAAAGUUAUGCAGUGGAAAGCUCGAAGGAUGGGAGCUUAAAAAUGAAAAGCUCUGUAGUAGGAAGCUUUGAUUGGGAAUAUCAUUCGGAGGAAAAUAUGAUAGAACUUGAUGAAGGAGAUGAAAAUGUGAACCAAUGUAUCUAUGACAUGGAAAAGGAGAAGGAUGAUGACAUAUUUUAUGAUGAUAACCCUAAAUUGGGUAAGACCUUUGGUACCGAGGAAGAAGCAUACUCUUUUUACAAUGCAUAUGCAUUGAACGUUGGAUUUAGCAUAAGAAAAGGAUGGGUUAAGAGAAACAAAGAUGGUGUGAUACAUUGUAGAAGAUUUUGUUGUUCUAAAAAAGGGAAACGUACUCAAGAUAAGAGGUAUGAAAAUUUGAAAAUUCAUCGAGCAGAGACAAGAACAGGUUGUUUGGCACAUAUGAUAAUUUCACGAGAAGAUAGCGGAAUGUUUAUAGUAUCAAGUUUUGAAGGGCAACAUAAUCAUGAACUUGCACGUAAAGAGUUUGCACAUAUGUUACGAUCACACCGGAAAAUUAGUGAAGCUCAAGCAACACAAUUAGAAUUGGCUUACAAGGCAGGACUUACACCAACAGAAAUAUAUGAGUUGCAAAACAAGAUGGUUGGAGGUCGGUCGAAUGUGGGUUUUAUGAAAAAAGACAUUGAAAACCAUUUGGGGAAAAAAUUGGAGAAACAAGUAGAGAAGGGUCUCCAUAAAGUGAUAAUGCAAUAUUUCAAUAUGAUGAGGGUUAAAGAUCCACUUUUUGUGUAUGACAUGCAAUUGGAUGAUGAAGGAAUGAUUACAAAUAUUUUUUGGGCUGAUGGGAAAGGAAGAUCCGAUUAUGAAGUUUUUGGUGAUGUGGUUACCUUUGAUACCACUUACCGAACAAAUAACUAUGAAAGACCUUUUGCUCCAUUAUUGGGGAUUAAUAAUCAUGGACAAACAAUAGUCUUUGGUGCAUCACUUCUAUAUCAAGAGAACGUGGAAUCAUUUGUUUGGCUAUUUCAAACAUUUGUAAGGGUGAUGAAUGGGAAACAUCCGAGUACUAUUCUAACUGAUCAAAGUGCUGCAAUGGCGAAAGCAAUAGUGGUGGCUUUACCAACUACUCAUCAUCGUCUUUGCAUUUGGCAUAUAUAUCAAAAUGCUGCUAAACAUUUGGCACAUGUAUUUUAUGGUAUGCGCACUUUUGCUAUUGCAUUUCAGCAUGUUACAUAUGACUAUGAAGAUGAAGCAUCUUUUCUUGAAGCAUGGAAAAAUUUACUUGAAAAAUUUAACUUAAGAGAGAACCCAUGGCUUUUGAAAUUAUUUGGAGAAAGGAAAAAAUGGGCUAUGGUAUAUGGUCGGCAUAUUUUUUGUGGAAACAUGAUGAGCACCCAAAGAAGUGAGAGCUUUAAUAGUCUAUUGAGGAAUUACUUAACAUCAAAACUCGGGGUAGCAAGAUUUUUUGAACAAUUUGAGAGAGUUCUUGAAGAUAGGCGGUAUGCAGAACUUCAAGAAGAUUACAAGAUGAUGGAUCAAUCAAUAUCAUCAAAGGAGUUGUGCCCGAUCUUGAGACAAAUGGUGCAAUUGUAUACUCCUAAUAUUUUCCAAAAGUUGAAGGAAGAACACAAUAAGAUUCUUUAUGUGAUGGUUGAAUUAUUAAGUGAAAGAAAUCAUUCGAAGACCUACAAGGCUAUCCAUGUUGAUGCUCCUCAUCAUGCUAGUGUAGUGACAUUUGAUUCCUCAAAUGAGACAAUUGAGUGUAGUUGUAAAAAAUUUGACUUUUCAGGGAUUCCUUGUAUGCACAUGUUGCGUGUCUUGGAUGUAAAUCAGAAAUUUGUGCUUCCUAGUAAGUAUAUAUUGAAAAGAUGGACUAGGAAAGCACGAGAUAUUGAUACUUGUAUUUUUGUCUCUACCACGGCGGAAGAGGAUCCUAUUGUGGCAAAAAGCAAGAGAUACAUGGAUAUGUGCCAUCGUUAUCAAAAAUUAAUUUCAGAAGCAUCUAAAUGUGAAGAAGCUUAUAAAGAGGUGGUGCGUCAUUAUUUUGUGCUUGAUGCGAAGGUGAAGGAUAUUGUGAAGAUGUCUCACUCAGGAAGGGAAGAUUGUCUAUCAACAGAUGAUGUAUAUAAUCAUAAUUUAACUUGUGACUACUCUGAUGCUAGAGGAUUAGCUAUAAGGCAUAAGCCAAGUCGUGGAGGUCGUAGCACUAAAAGAAUCAAAGGUCCACUAGAGCAAUCGAAGAAGAAGAAAAGAACUCGUGAUCCAUUGGAGGGAGAAAAAUUGAGUUGA